AUGCAACUGCUAAAUCGUCAUCGACAACCUUGUAAUACUUUUAGCUUUCGCUUAGUCGUCAUUAUUUUCCUUUUUAAAUCUAUACACGCUGAAUACGACUGCUCAGCGCAAGAUGAUGGCUGGUAUUAUGAUCCAGAUUUCUGUCAUAUCUAUUGGCGAUGUAUUCAUGGAACAUCGGAAGAAUUCGAAUGUGCAAGUGGUACUGCUUGGGACCAUCACGAAAAUCGUUGCAAUUGGCUAGACAAUGUUGAUUGUUCGCGUGCUGAGAAAACAACAGUUAAAAUAGUCGUUGAUGAUGGAAAUGAAAAUAGUAGUGAAGAAGCUCAUCAUAAUUCAACAGAUGAAUCUGAGGAUCAACCUACUGUUGUUAAGAAAUCGAAAAAGAAAAAGAAAAAUUCUCGAAAAUUAAAUUCCGAUAAACGAAUGCUUCCUGGUGAAAAGAAAAAUGGCCUAGAUCUUCAUGAUCAUUUACUUCAUGAUAUGAAUAUCCACAUAUAUAUAUAUAUCACUUACACUUCUCUUCCAGUCAUUCUUCUGAUUAUUUUUCAAACAAAUGCAUCCACUGAUUUUCUCUGUGCUGGUCGUGAUGGAUUUUUUGCCCAUCCCGAAUAUUGCACGAGAUAUUACCGAUGCUCGCAUGGAAUUGAUGAAGUUUUUGAAUGUCCACGAGGUACUGCAUGGGAUGAGGUGACAAAAUCGUGUGCAUGGGUCGAACAAGUUGAUUAUACAACAACAUCGAGCAAAAAUUCCGAUUCCGAUUCGGUUUCGUCAGGUGGUAAUCCACCAUCGGCCGUUUCAUCAACGAACGGCAAGGAUGGUGGCGCGGUUGUGAUUGAAUGUCAACCAACUGGAAUUUAUACAGUACCGGAUCCAGCUGAAUGCAAUGCCUAUUAUCAAUGCGAUAAAGGUGUCCGAACACGAGUCGUAUGUCCAGAGAAAACAUUUUUUGAAACGGAAAAGCGCGAAUGUAUGGAAUUGGAACGCGUUUCCUGUGGCACAAGAGCGAUCAAUCCAGCAGAUAAAAAUCAAUGUGUAAAUAAACGUGAUGGUAUUUAUCCUGAUACUGAACGUGAUUGUCACUACUAUUAUCAAUGCGUUGAACAAAACAAACUACGUGAAGCUAAAUGUGCGGGUGAUAACAAAUUUAGUAGUUAUACAGGACGAUGUGGUCCAGUUAGUACCGUACCGAUGCCAUGUGGUAGAUAUGUUCCUGGAAAUUUCGCAACAAAAAGCCAUCAAACGAUUCAUAUCCUAUCUAUCAUGAUGAUUCUUUUUGUUAUUUUCUAUGUAUAA
Messenger RNA from Adineta ricciae, 1293 nucleotides. The record is from the annotation of a GenBank genome assembly. Lineage: Eukaryota; Metazoa; Rotifera; Eurotatoria; Adinetida; Adinetidae.